Messenger RNA from Bombus huntii, 1734 nucleotides. Its product is annotated as putative methyltransferase-like protein 7A. Gene Ontology annotation, molecular function: S-adenosylmethionine-dependent methyltransferase activity. The record is from RefSeq and is a predicted model, not a curated record. Bases 672 to 1526 code for a protein of 284 amino acids. The transcript has 3 exons. Lineage: Eukaryota; Metazoa; Arthropoda; Insecta; Hymenoptera; Apidae.
AGAUACGUGCGAGGUGUUUCGUGUAACGUCGGGACACGGGUGGAUAAGAGAGCGUACGAAGCGUCUAAUUGAGAGAUCAAGUGUAGCGUCUUGCAUCGUUGGUCGGAUACCCGUGAGAACGAGCGUGUUCUAGCAACGCACCAGACGAUUGAUCGUGAAAAACCAAAAGCAGAUUUUCGGACGGACGAAUGGGAUCUGGUGGACGAAAGGAAAGAGGAAAGGCGAGAGAGAGAGAGAGAGAAUAGAACGAAUUAACGCGGUAGAUAAGGCUCGUGUUCUUUCUCCCCUCGGAUGUUAUCGCGGUUUGCUCGGAACUCGAUCUCAUCCUUCGGAAUAGGAGUGCGAGUGCGGGUACGCGUGCGCGUGCGUACGUGCGCGUUGCGUGCUGGCAUACUCGCGCUAACACUUACCGCAAGAAUGGCAGAGGGAGAGCGAGAGAAGAAGAGCCUCGCCGAGCGAGAGGAGAGCACGAAACGAGUGGAGCUGACUGAAUGACUGAGUGACACUCGGCUGACGUCCCUUCCGAUGUGUCUCGUGUUACACCAAGCCUGUUAAGCGUUUAUAUAUUAAAGUUACGGCAUUGGGCGCGUGCCACCCACUGCAUUCUCUCUACCGAUCAUUUUUUCCGUCUCCCCUUUUUACCUUGACCCAUCGCCGAGCGCGACACGGCGAUGGGUCAACGCGUUCCGCUCUCUUCGCUGUUCCAUAGAAAUCCAAUCGCCGAUCGAUCAGUUGGUUCUUUUCGGUUUACGCGGUCGGUUAGUCGGUCUACGUAUUUCUAUCUCCGCGCGAACAAUCGUACGCGAUACUUUUCCAGAUUUCAAUCUCCGUCGUUGGCGUUGAAAGGCAAACUACGUCGACUCUGCGCUUUAACGAAACAUCUCGAUUCGGUACGUUCCGUUCGAUCCAUCGUCGUUGGACGCGCGUUACCGGACGCACGCCGAUUCCAUCAAGAAAAUUCAACGCAGGUUUUUACGUUUCUGCGUUCGGGUUUCUACGAAAUCGGUGAAAAUAUACGAUUUUACUCGGACAGUACGCACUUGAUCGGAGUCGACCGAAAUCUAAAACUACCAGAAUAUUUGAUAAACGGGAAUCGUUCCUGGCAAUUCUCGCAUAUCAUUAUCGAACGUCUAAUAGUUGGCGAUGGUAGCUGUUUGAAAGAGAUACCCACUGGAUAUGUAGAUGUAGUUGUGACAACAAGAUCGUUAUGCUCGGUGAAAUCGUUGCAGUCGACGCUUCGAGAGAUCCACAGGGUAUUAACGCCGGGUGGUCAAUAUUUAUUUAUAGAACAUGUACCUGAGAAUGAAGGAACGUUUGUACGAUGGUUGCAAAAAGUGUUAUCACAAACAAAAAUAUGGCCAUCGCUUUUUGGAGGUUGCCACCUGGAUAUCGAUCCUAUUGUGAAUAUUAAAGAUGUUGGUUUCCAUCAUGUUACAUGGGAUAUAUUUACUCUUGACGGUUACGUAUCCCACCCUUUUCAUUUGAUUCUUUCGAGGCAACAUAUAUUAGGCGUAGCGAUUCGAUAGUUAAGCUUAACAAAACGAAAAAAAUUACAAACAUUUAUAUAUAUAAAAAAUACAUGCAUGCAUAUAUUAACAAACUUAUAAUGUAUGGAAACAAAGGUAGAAUUAAUUGCUAAAAUGAAAUUAUCAUGUGGAAGUACACUGUAUUCAAGCAAGUGUACUUACAUAUUUAUAAUGUCAAUUAAUUCACAAAUAAAGUGUUAUUCAUUUA